UGCAGGCUGGAUGCCAGAGAGCAGCUUCACAUCAUAUGUGAGCAAGCCUCACCCUCUGACCAGUUAAAGGAACAUAGCGAACUGAAAUGCUCAGAGAAUACCAGGAGCUUUCGGAAGUGUCAUGUGGCCAGUAUGACUGAUAGGUCAACCGCGCAGUCCUGGGUGUGGCGCACUUUGUAUGAGGUUUUUUUUUUUUUUCACUUUAGCCAAAUGCCAUCUAUGAUUUAAGCAUUGGCUUUUAGAAAGGGUCAUCUAAUGACAGAAUUUAAGAAGAGGCAGUUAAUGUUGUUGUAUACCCUCUGUCUCUCACAUACAUUUCUAGUGGUCUAUUUGUCAUCAUAACUAUGCCAUUGAAGUGUACAAGAAAGGACACACAUAGUUAAAUCUGGCUAAAAAUCUAGAACAUGUUAUGUUUACUAAAUAACAUUAGCCCAGCUAGCUAGAUAGCAAGCCGGAAGUUGGCUAUUGCUGAGGAUUAAAAUAUUUGGCAAUUACAUUAGGUCAGCUAUGCAUAUGUUUGAUGUAUUUGGACACUGCUGAGCAACUGAUUUUAAUGCUGUAAUUUUUACAUAUUCAAUACAAUCAAAAUGAAUGCAGUCAGCAAUGCAGUGAUGUUACCACGUGUGUUAUUAGUCAUUUGGCUAAUGUGUGUGGUUGUCCUCCUUGAGGGAAGAGAAGACCACAUGUCUCUCACUUGGCAUGUGUAAGCGUAAUAAAACCUGGAGAACACACUUACAGUGAUCAGAGACAGGUCACACGACUAGGCAACACUGACCAAUGAGAUAGGACCACGUGGCUCAGCUGUAGCCUCUAAACAUCACCUUAAGUAACACCACCAGAUAACUUUACAGCUGAGUUUCAUCAGUGUAUAACAGCAGAUGUAUUUAAUACUUUCCUUUUGGAAGAACCACCAGUGAAGCCGUAUCUAUUUUUGGCCUGAUCACAUUUCAUUCCCUCUUGCAAUGGAAAACCCCUCUCCCACAUUUCCCCAUCUUACUGGACAUGCAGAUACAUUUCCCUUAUGGACAACAUGGACUGAUCUAAUUUGUGCAAGGCCAAUAAUAAAUGUGUUCCUAUUAUUUGCAGCCAUAAGGAGUAAUUAUUAGUAAUAUUAGUAAUUGCUGUGGUGCCCCACAGACUCUUGAUUGAAACCAUGCCAAUGCUGAGCCAUGGAUAUCUAGACACUUCUGAAUUGGCGUGUUGGGUGGCAGAUAUAUAUAUUUAUUUUUAAUUGACAACAGUCACUGAAAUCAUGGAAAUUGGCUUUCCCUUGCAUUUUUUUUUUUGCUGUGAACUGUGAUUCCAGCUUCAAGAUUAAAAUCUAAAGUUAACCAAACAAACCAACAAUUAAUAUUCUAAACAAAAAUGAAUACCAUUACAUUACAUUAUUGGCAUUUGGCAGAUUAUCCAGAGCGACAUAAAGACUAAGCAGGAGACAAUCCUCCCCUGGAGCAAUGCAGGGUUAAGGGCCUUGCUCAAGGGCCCAAAGGCUGUGCGGAUCUUAUCGUGGCUACACCGGGAUUAGAACCGACCUUGCAUGUCCCAAUCAUGUAUCUUAACCACUACACUACAGGCUGCCCCACGACUACUAAUACCAGCUAACCUGUAUGCAACUGUGCCUGUACCAUUAUUGCCUGUACCAAUAGAAAAUCCCAAAAAUUAGAGAAUGGCUAAAGAUGGCAAGGGUAGCCAUGGUGUAGUCUGUGUCCGAAGCUGGAUACAACAUGUUGUCCCCGCGGACAGUGAGGAAGAUGGUGAGGGAGGCCAUAAGUAACCCAAGAAUCACAGUUUAAGAAUUGCAGAGAUUGGUUGCAUCUUGGGGUUGCCAAGUCUAAAAAAGGAACCAUAAAAUGGCACCAUACCAACAAACACUUUAUUGGAUGGCAUGAAGACAACCCUUACUGAGUACAAUGAACAAAACCAAGCACCUAGAGAUUGCCUAAUGUCAUUGGAUUUAUGACUCACACCAUCAGCGUGUUUGGUGGAAAAAGAGGAAUGCAUACAAGGAGAAGCACCUCAUACCUACUGUCAAAUAUGGAGGUGUAAAGUGGAGCAUUCCCCGUAGCAGCCUCCAAUGCCAACACUAGCCCCAUGAAGUGGAUGCGUGCAGCAACAGGCAGUCAGUAGAGGGCGAUGAAAAGUGGGGUGACACAAGCCAACCUGGGCUGACCGGUGGUCAGGCGGGCUGCAGCAUUCUGGACCAGCUGGAGGGGCUUGAUGGCACAAGCUUGGAGACCAGCCAGGCAGGAGUUGCAGUAAUCCAGUGGUCAUCUCAAUCUCCAGACUUAAAUCCCAUCAAAAACCUGUGGUCUAAACUGGAGAGGGGGUCCAUAAGCGCAAAUCCGUGGAUAUCAAGGAUUCUGAAAAGUUCUGCAUGGAGGAAUGUCUGAAGUUUCCCUCUGACCUGGAGGAGCUGAGGGAGCUGGCAGAGAUGCUGCAGUUUUACAAGUCUGAGCACAAAGGAUAUGUGAUGCUUCUCUUCUGCAGUGCCUACCUCUACAAGCAGUCAUUUGCCAUCCCUGGAUCCUCCUUUCUGAACAUGCUUGCUGGGGCACUCUUUGGUCCAUGGCAGGGCUUGUUUAUGGCUUGCCUGCUCACCACUGUGGGCUCCAUUAACUGCUACUUCUUGUCUCGCACCUUUGGGAAACACUACAUUGUGCGCUUGUUCCCAGACAAAGUGGCUGUAUUGCAGAAGAAGGUUGAAGAAAACAGGAGUAGUCUGCUUUUCUUCCUGCUCUUCCUAAGAUUUUUCCCUAUGACUCCUAACUGGUUCCUAAACGUCACCUCCCCCAUCCUCAACAUCCCCAUCAGUAUUUUCAGCCUGUCAGUCUUAAUCGGCCUGGUCCCGUAUAACCUGAUCUGUGUGCACACGGGUGCCAUUUUGUCAGAGAUCUCCUCCAUGGACGACAUCUUCUCCUGGGGGACGCUGCUGCAGCUGCUGGUCAUUGCCUGCGCAGCCCUGCUGCCCGGAGCGCUGAUCCAACGCUACAGCCGUGCCCACCUCAAACUGGACGGCCUGCGGCCGAACGGACACACCCUGGACAAGAAAACCAGAUGACCUGCGCGCCCUACCAUCCACACGCCACGCAGGCGCCCUGCGGUAUCUUAGUCUGAAGACCGUAGUCCUAAGGAACGUCUUAAAAACAAACCUACCGAAAGACCUCCACAGAAACAGGGUUGAACCAUCUUGAAAAUCGCUGGACAUCGAAGUCUUUUUAAAAAAACUGUUUCAGUUCUAUAUUGUUUAUUAGCGUGUUUACUGCAAGGAAAAAUCGUGCGAUUCGGCUAUGUCUGUGAUUGUCCGGCUGUGUUGCGCAUUGCGGUAAUACUGCUGAGCUUGGUAUUGUGUAGCACUUCAGUUUGGAGGAUGGGAUUUAUUAUAUACCAGAAUUACUGGAGCCAAAGUUGUGUGUGUGUGUGUGUGUGUGUAAGGGAGUGAGCCUAUGCCCACUAUCGAUUGUCAGUUUCUAUGAAAUCACACUCCUAGUCUCUCAGUGUGUCAUCUGACCUCUGUGAAGGUGUGACAUUGUCCUUUCUCACACCAAGAUUAUGUCCACAUUUAAGGCCCACAGGAAAACUGUUCCACCACUCUUGCAGUGGAACUAUGAAAUGGUGCCUUUAUAAUAGUGUGAGAUUGUCAGUUGCUUAAUGUGUUUUAAUGACUUCUGUAACUCAGACCAAGCCACCUAAGGUUUGACAGUCUUCUGCUGAGCUUCAGCAUAUACAGUACCCUCCAUAACGUUUGGGACAAACAAUUUAUUUGCCUCUCUACUCCACAAUUUGAGAUUUCUAAUAAAGUCACGUGAUUUAAGUACACAUUGUCAGAUUAAAGGGCAUUUCUAUACAUUUUGCUUUCAUGUACAAAUUACAGUCGUGUUUAUACAUAGUCCCCCCCCCUCCCCUUUUCAGGGAACCAUAAUGUUUGGGACACAACAAUGUUAUGUAAAUUAAAGUCAUGUUUAGUAUUUUGUUGCAUAUCCUUUGCAUGCAAUGAAUGCUUAGUCUUGAGAUUCGUUGAUGUCCUCUCUGGUGAUGCUCUUGCAGGCCUGUAUUGAAGCCAUCUUUAGCUCAUGCUUAAGUCCCCUUAAGUUUACUCUUCAGCAUAUGAAAGGCAUGCUCAAUUGGUUAUUCAAGAAUUGAAAAUCAAGACAUAGAGGGUCUUUAUCCCAAACUUUACGGAGGGCACUUUUUAGGAUGCACAGACAUGCUUCCAUGCUUCCUUUGUGUAGGUCAAGGUUCAGUUUUCCAAGAUUUGCUUAGAGGACAUUGUUCAGUAUAUAUUUUUCUGGGUGGAUGUGACUUGUGUUGUAGGUACACUAAUAGGCCUGUUACAAACUCUAUCUGAGGUUAUACACUGCCAACCCACAAGGUGGCAGCCUGGGCUAAUCUGGUUGGAGUGGGCGGAAAGCAUUACUUCUUAGUUCGUAGUUCAUUGAACAAUGUUUACAUCCUGUUUGCAUUUAGCUCCCCUAAUGGAAGCGCAUGGAAUUGCAGCACACAUUUGCGUCACGCAACAAAAUUUGCACUGCACAUUUUGUUAUGCAAGGACGCAAGAAACACCCUUGCGUUGCUCCUUGCACACGUUCCUCGCAUAUGUAAGUAAGUAUGUAAUAGGCUUUACUUUGUGUAGAUAUGAUUGUAUGUAUCCUGUACACUUUAACUGUGGAUAUAUGACAAUAUACAGUACUGUGCAAAAGUCAAGACCACCCUUUAUUUCCUUUCCACUGAAAACAACCAUUAAGUGCAAGUUAUUUUUCAUUUUAAGCAUCAGAAAAUGAUGGCACAAACCUAUAUUUAACACAAAAUUACACUCCACAACUAUGCACAAUAAUCUCUCAGUAAUUAGUAUGUCCACCGUUUGCCUCCAUAUUGCAGCCUCCAUUCUUCUCAGGAGACUUGCUUUGAAUUUUUCAAAGAAAUCUGUAGGGAUAUUUUUCCACACUUCUUGAAAGUUCAGUCUUAGAAGUUGCUUGCAUUUUCUGCUUCUCUUGAUCCAAGUAAUCAUAAACACAUUCAGUGAUGUUCAGGUCGGGACUUUGGGGUGGCCAGUCCAUUGUUCUGAGAACACCAGCAGCUUGACAUUUUCAGCUGUGGGCUUGGGGACAUUAUCUUACUGUAGAAUGAAUUUGCUCCCAAUCAAACAUUGUCCGGAGGGUAUUGAAUGGUAGGUACAGUAUUUUAAGAUCUGUUUGUAUUUAUCAGCAUUCAUGAUGCCUUCAAUCAAAACCAGUUCACAAAUUUCAGAUGAUUUUUAUAAAGCCCCAAAUUUGCACAUCAUUUCAGAUGCAAAGCAUCUUCUCACAGCGAAAGGAUUGACAGAAACACCUGUGGAUUUCUUCAGAUCUGAAACAAGAGUGGAUCUGAUUCCCGUUUCUCAAAGAUAAAACCUUUAAAUACUGUUUUGUGAUGGUAAUGGUCUCAUUGGUCUACCAGUUCUUGCACAGUUGUUAGAAGUUAAAUUUUGUCUGUAUCUUUCAAUAAUCUUUUGAGCAGUCUUUUCACUUAUUUUCCAUUGGCUUUCACCUUCCUUAUGCCAUUGAAUUAUCUUAUAUCUAAUAUCUCCUUUAGCCAUUUUAAAUGCACAUGUCAAAGAAAUCUACAAGGCAGUUUGGGUAGUUGUUGUAGUCUGUUGAAUGUUAGUCACUUUUGAAGACUUAACAUUUGAUCACACUUUUGGUAACAACCUUUGCUGGUAGGACACAGCCUGUAACUUGUUUAUUGAUUGGAAGGAUGGAAGAGUGGACAACCACUGAUAUUUGAUAUGCCGUAUAGUAGUGGAAGCUGAUUUUCUGUUAAAUAUACAUCUCCUGCAUUACUAUCUGACACAAAAAAACUGCACUGAAUGGCUGAUGACUGGAAAUGUAAUAAAUGAAAGGGUGGUGUCCGAUUUUGCACAGUACUGUGUGUGCUGCCUAAACCCUGGUUUUGGAAUUUCUGGGUUUAAAAAAAAUAAUAAUACUGCUGUUACUAUAGCAACAGCACCAGACAUGGCUUACUAGUGCCAAUUUCCUGAAAAUAAAUUUUCUUCAUCUUUUUUUUUAUGUAAACAGAUGUAUUGCAUUCAUAGUAAUUGCACUAAAAUGUAUAAAUGUGACAUAUUGCAAGCUUGUGGAAAUAUAUAACAAUACUUGUUUUAAUAGAUUUAGUUUAGUUUAUAAGUAUUUUUAGAAUGUAGAAUUUUCUGAUAACAGCUCCUGGGUGGAGACUGAUUCAAUGCACUUUUACUUGACAUUGCAAACCUUAUGUUGUCAUGGCAGACCAGUCAACUGGGGUCAACUGAUCCCUUAGAGAUUUGAGGGGGUCUGUGAACUGGUUAGAAUAUGUUUUACUUGAUUUGCUUCCUCUCACUUAAUAUAAAUGCUAAGGAACUAUGCCAUUCAGUCAAAUUUAUUUCUGUUAAGUAUUACAGGUUAAAUUGUUUCUAAUUAUUCAAAAGACAACCAUUGAAAUGUUCCACAUAGACGUCUGACCAAAAGUAUAUGGCAGUUCCUAUUUCUGAUGCACCAUGCUCAGAUUCAGCAUUCAAAUUUUUCUUUUUUCUUUUUUCUCCCAAUUUGGUGGCCAAUGGUACCCUGGUUUUUAUUAUCAAUUCCCAUGUGCUGCUGAGGAAACAAUUACAACCCUGCCACCUGGUGGCCAGAAUGAGAACGACGCGUUCUCUAGCCCCGUACCUUGAUACCGAGUUGAUCAGGGAGGCUUGCAUGUGGCGAUCCUCCCCGCCGUGUACCUCCCCCACCCUCGGAGUGGCGGUCCAAUUAUUGCCGCUCCCUCGUGCACUGGCCACACUCCGAUCUGUCAGCAUUCAUGCUUUUGGUUUUGGGUUUGGUUUGAUUGGCUGUGUGAGUCUUAAAAGUCUUAAUUCUGUCAGCUGUGGAUCACCUCAGCUGUUGUUUCUGCCACUGUUUGCCCAGCACACACUGUGGCAAACCUUCUUGGCAAGCAAAGCCAAGUUUUACUGCAUUUGUUUACAUGUAUUGUGGUGCUUUUGUAUAAAAAAUGUCAAAGUA
Conger conger (European conger) is the source of this 7007-nucleotide messenger RNA. RefSeq names its product transmembrane protein 41aa (gene tmem41aa). Bases 2375 to 3058 code for a protein of 227 amino acids. The transcript is spliced from 6 exons. The record is from RefSeq and is a predicted model, not a curated record. Lineage: Eukaryota; Metazoa; Chordata; Actinopteri; Anguilliformes; Congridae.